UAGCAAGCUCUGCUGGGAGACUAUCCCAACCGAUUUCAAUUUGAAAUUCAAAGUGAAAUCGGAUCGAGAGACCUGAACCGGCGCCGUUUCCAGCGGACAAUUAGCGGGAUCUCCAGCGCCAGCGUCAAGAAAACUAACUAAGCAAACAAGGCGACACCACAAUAAUCAGACUCCGAUAAGCCGACGUGGGUAAAUACAUUCAUAUGUACAUAUAUUCUGAAGCGAAAUUUUAGCCCCAUAAAUGGAUCUUCUGGGGGCGACUGGCAAGUCAGUUGUUAUUCAGCUGGCAAACCGGUUGAAAUUCGUUCUGCGUCCCAUAGGCACAAUGGCCACCUACGAGCAAGUUAAGGAUGUACCCAAUCAUCCGGAAGUCUAUCUCAUCGACGUCCGGCGAAAGGAAGAGCUACAGCAGACAGGCACCAUUCCAGCCAGUAUAAAUAUACCCUUGGAUGAUCUGGAGAAAGCUCUAAAUCUGGAUGGUUCUGCUUUCAAAAACACAUAUGGACGGCCCAAGCCGGAAAAAGAGUCUAAGAUCAUAUUCACCUGCCGGUCGGGAAAUCGUGUUGUGGAAGCUGAGAAAAUUGCAAAGGGUCUGGGAUACUCCAAUGUGGUUCUCUACAAGGGAUCUUGGAAUGAUUGGGCCCAAAAAGAGGGAUUGUAACGGCAACAAUUUGAAUUUCAAAUUAUUCAGUAAAUAAAAUUAUAUAAGCAUGGGAAAUAGGUUUUUGAAUAAAUAAAUAAUUUUAAAUUUA
Molecule: messenger RNA, 752 nt
Organism: Drosophila eugracilis
Lineage: Eukaryota; Metazoa; Arthropoda; Insecta; Diptera; Drosophilidae
Product: rhodanese domain-containing protein CG4456
Exons: 3
Coding region: 242-661 (139 amino acids)
Cellular component (GO): mitochondrion
Molecular function (GO): thiosulfate-cyanide sulfurtransferase activity
Source: RefSeq, a predicted model, not a curated record